UCCUUUGAUGCCUCCCCCGCUUUGCUUUCGGCAGGAGCAACGCCAACGCCGUUGCCUUGGCCUCACACAAGGAACACCGGCGGCACGCACGCCCCCACAUAUACUCCUCCCCAGCCCCCGUGCUUGCAUGUGCACAAGAAACCUCCUUUCUUCUCACCACAGCAGCAAGGAAACCCGCCCUUCCACGCCCACAAAGAUCAGAUCAAUGGGUCAGGCCGUCACCAAGGCGAAGCAAGAGGCCGGGCGGGCGACGCAGAAGAACGACAAGGACGGCAAGGCUGUGGCCAACCAUAAUAACGCCAAGGAGCAGCUCAUCAAAUUUAUGGACAACAACUACGACGAAAAGGUCAAGCCUGCCAAAACCUUCAAUGAGUUUUACCACGCCAUCUUCGAGCUCAUCGAGAAUUCUCCUUUGAUUCCUAAGCCUUUACGGAUUAAAAGUUCAUGCAUGCGCAUAAACAGAAAGUUUUGUGAGAAACAAGGGCAGCUGCAGUACAGGAUGCCAACCAAAGAUGAACUCGAGAAAGAGUACAAGGCUCUUGGGGGAAAGAGGGACGGAGUAAACAUCACAAAGGAGCAGUUCCACAGGAUCACCGAGAACCUCGUCACGGUGAACAGCUUCAGCUUCGGCAAGGCCGCCUUCGACGUGCUCGUGGUCCUCUUCGGCGCGCCGAUGUGCGCGCUCCUCGUCAAGAGGGUCGUCCCGGGCCUCAAGUCCUUCUCCGACGACGUCGUCAUCCCGGUGGCCACCUCCGGCGCCGUCGUGUACCUGGCCAAGACCAACAAGCUGUGACCCGGCGGAUUAUAUACAAGUGUCACUGCUACUGCUAGCUUACCACGAGAAGAAAAAUAAUGAUGCAACUGUGUGGUGGCUCGAUCGCGUCCAGAUUGCAAAAUCUGUAAAAAGUAUCUGUAAAGAUGAUUGAAACUUUAGUGAUU
Messenger RNA from Triticum urartu, 939 nucleotides. The record is from RefSeq and is a predicted model, not a curated record. NCBI's taxonomy places the organism in Eukaryota, Viridiplantae, Streptophyta, Magnoliopsida, Poales, Poaceae.